AUGUCAGCGAGACCAGAAGAACAGCAAUCCUCCGGGAGCGCUUCAUCCAAGUCCAACACGCCCGCGCCCUCUACCGGCGCCAACAGCAACACCUCACAGUCGACGGCUGCUUCGGCCGCUGCCGCCAGCUCUUCUUCCGAUGACAACCUCAUCUGCAAGUGGAACUCGUGCAACCUCAAGUUCGUCACGCCAGAGGCUCUCUACGAGCAUCUCUGCGAGCGCCAUGUCGGCCGCAAGAGCACCAACAACCUCAACCUGACGUGCCAGUGGAACUCGUGCCGCACCACCACCGUCAAGCGUGAUCACAUCACCUCGCACAUCCGCGUCCACGUCCCCCUGAAGCCUCACAAGUCUUCUUCUAGCUACUAUGAUCAUAAUGGCCACAUCCGGACUAACUCGGCCGCCUUCCCCCAUCAGGCUCAUGGGCAUGCUAGCUACUAUGGCGGGGGCGCCCCGACACCGUCUCACUCUCUUGGACUGUACUACGCACCUACCCGUGGCCCCGAGUACCUCGGCCACCACGCCGCGGCCGGCGGCUUCGACACUCGCAAGCGCGCCUACGACAUGGUCGAUGACUUCUUCGGCAAUGCCAAGCGCCGCCACAUGGACCCUUCGUCGUACGCCUCGGUCGGUCGUUCUCUGAUGCCCCUCCACGGCGCUCUUGCGCUCCAGACCGGUGCUCCCAUGCCCGCUGCCGAGCACAUGGCGUAUCCCCAGCACCCCGGCCACGGCGUUGGUGUGAGCGCCGGUCCCAGCGGCCCCGGGCCUCUCGCCCAGCAGUACUACCUGCCGCCCAUGCCCAACGCCCGCACCAAGAACGACCUCGUCCAGAUCGACCAGAUCCUCGAGCAGAUGCAGAGCACCGUCUACGAGAACGCCAACCAGGCCACCCCGGCAUCCAUGUCCACGGCCAAAACACCUACGAGUACCGCCACAGCCCCUCGCCUCCCGGCAUGGGCCAUCGCGGCAGCCACGGCGCCAUCCCCCAACAUGUCCUACACCUCCGGACAGUCUCCGAGCCCUUCCUCCUCCGGCAUGUCUCCGCAAUCUCGCCACAGCACCACCUCCUCUGUCAUGUACCCCAACCUGCCCGCCGUCAGCUCUGUCUUCCCCGGCCAGUCCACCACCUCGACUCUGGGAACCAACUUUGACAACAACGAGCGCCGCAACUACGGCGGCGGCAUGCUCCAGCGUGCCAACCCUGCCCCGGAAGCCCGUCGUCGCUCCGACACCCCCACUGCCAUCCAGAUCAAGUCUGAAAGCACCCCGACCCCCUCAGUCGGCUCCCCCUCGUCCGAGUCGGAGAUGAGCGACGGCGCCCGCGAGCGCGAGGAGAAGUACGACCAGUGGCUCGAGAACAUGCGCACCAUUGAGGCUCUGCGCGAAUACAUUCGCGACCGUAUCGCCCGCAAGGACUUUUGA
Messenger RNA from Verticillium dahliae VdLs.17, 1422 nucleotides. RefSeq names its product pH-response transcription factor pacC/RIM101. Gene Ontology annotation, cellular component: nucleus. The record is from RefSeq and is a predicted model, not a curated record. NCBI's taxonomy places the organism in Eukaryota, Fungi, Ascomycota, Sordariomycetes, Glomerellales, Plectosphaerellaceae. The transcript is spliced from 4 exons. Gene Ontology annotation, biological process: positive regulation of transcription by RNA polymerase II. Bases 1 to 1422 code for a protein of 473 amino acids.